Cydia pomonella (codling moth) is the source of this 3695-nucleotide messenger RNA. RefSeq lists its product as uncharacterized. The record is from RefSeq and is a predicted model, not a curated record. The coding region runs from base 1593 to 2183 and encodes 196 amino acids. Lineage: Eukaryota; Metazoa; Arthropoda; Insecta; Lepidoptera; Tortricidae. The transcript is spliced from 8 exons.
AGUUCUUAUAAAACGGUGCCACGAAAAAACAGUUAUGCACGGAGAUUGACAGGCUUUUAAUUGCUUGUCUGUGGCGCUAACUAUAAAACCAGCCCUAAGUAGAGAGCAAGUGGUCACUUUAAACUAUUUAUUUUCAAUACUGCAACCACACAGAGUACUCAGUCAUACGUUGUAGUAACUUAACGAUAGAGGCCACAACGUCAACAGUAUUUGGAGUUUGUGAGUUUGAUAAUAUUAAUCCAGAAAAAUGAAAGUUCCUCUAAAAACUAUCAAGAUCCUACUUCUAAUAAUAACGUGUUGUUUGCUCGGCUCCGCAUACAGUGUUUCUCUUUUUGGUGUCGAUUUAAAAGCACCAGUAAAAAUUGUGAAAACCGAAAUCCGAAAAAUAAUUAAACCAGAACACACACCUUCAACACAACAACCUUCACUUCAAUCAUUAACGACUAACGAGUUAACCCAGGAAAACAAGCUCUCUACCCGCAAGCCAAUCAAAGAUGACCAUAGCCCUAUUAGCAACACUCAGAAAGUGUCCAGACCUGUAGAAUCUAGUUCGAACAAUAGUUCAACACUAGAGUCCGAUAUUGACACACUUGGGUGGUCGGAAACUGGCAUUGAUUACACUACUGAAACAGAUAAUGAGACAACAACUGAUAUAAACAGCAUCGGAGGUCCUCCGCCCGCGGUCUUAGCGUCGCUUCUUGGCAGUGGUUGAAUCAUGGGUGCACUUAUAUUAUUCAUUUUUAACUUUAAUUUUCUAUACUAGGAUUUUUUUAUUUUUUAUUUAUUGCAUUUAGAUUGUAUUGAAACAUAUUUUAUUUGCUUUCGAAGUGUAAUCGCUUGUGACAAUCCAUAUUAUGCCGGAAUAUUUUGCUCUGUACUUAAAGAAUAAAUAACCAACGUUUGGAUGUCCGUGUUUGAUUAAGGGUCGCUAAUAUUAAAAUUAAAUUACUUGCUUGACAAAUGUCUUAUAGUUUUUUUGUAAAUUAUAUUAAUUUAUAGUGAUCUCUAUAUCGUUAAUAUAUACAAUUCUUUUAUAUUUAAUAAACACUGGAAAGUUAUUCCUUUUAACCCCAAUGUUUUCAAUUCGUAAACAAAAGUGACGCGACCAUAAAGAGAAACAAUAGUUGCCGGGUCGGGGCGAUUUUUUGUCGAUUGACAGACUUUUUAUUUACUUGUCUCUGAUGUUAACUAAUCAACCAAUACCAAUCAGUGAGCACUGACCACUGGUUACUUCUACCAUCUUGUUAUUUUUGUGUCUUUUUAUUAUUAUUAUUUUUUUUUGGCUUUUUCAAUGGCUGCUCAAAUUUAAUAGUUAUCGACAGCGCUAAUAAUUUAUAUUUACCAAACAAUCACUAAAUAUAUACACACUUUAAUUUAAAUAUAAUUACCGGUUUGAAUACAAACGUAGACGCCAGUAGGAAAAUCAUUACGGGUAUAGUCAUUAGGUAUGACAAAAAGACAAAACGCUCUAAAAAAUAUGCGUCGUUCAUAAGGAGGUAAAAAAGCGUCACUAGUCACUCCUCUUAACGACAGGGGCCAAGUCGCAUCUCCAUUUUGUAUUUGUGGAUUUGAUUUAAUUGAAAUCCAGGAAAAUGAAUAAGUCUCCUGGUAUAAAUAUUGUGGUGCAAUUUUUAAUGAUAACGUGUAGUUUGCUCGCUUUGGUAUUCAGUGCUCCUUAUUAUGCGUUUGGUACGUCAGCACCAGCAAAAGUAAAAACUGGAAUCGGGGAAAUUCCACAAGUAUUUAAGAUCCAAAAGCCACAAAACACCAACUUUCCUUUUGGUAGGAGCAAUCGGUUUUCCAAUGAUGACAACAGCGAACAAAACGGGGACUACUUUUACCCAGCUCCUGUAGGCAUAUAUGAAAUAAUUCAACCACAACAAUCUCCAGAGAUUAACCAAUUAACUCAGGAAAACGACCAGUACUCUGACACCCGCAUUCCAAUUAAAGAUGGCCAUGACCCUAAUUACAGUGAGAAAGCUGCUGGGUCAUUGCCCGUGCAAACUAAUCGGAAAACUGGAUCGGAACAGGAUUCCGAUAGUUACACACUCAGCUGGUCGGAAACUGGCACUGAUUAUACAACUGAAACAUCUGAAUAUGAGACGACAACAGGUAUUCUGGUGAAUCGUAUCGGCGGAACCGGAGGAGCUUCGCCUGCAAUAGUAGCCUCGCUUCUUGGUUGAACUUGGAAGCAAGACUCUAACGUAACAUAACAUGAAUUUAAUUUAAAAUUAGUUUUAUAAUAAUAUUUACGGCCAAAUCACGCAAUAGCUGUGGCCAAAAAUGGCUAUGACCCCUCAUCACUACACUAAUACGAAAUUAAUUUAAAAAAAUGAUUUGUCGUAAUUUAAGUUAAUUUUAUUUAUGCACAGGUAGUUUUUUGGUAGGUAUCAAUUGAUUUCGUUUUUAAUGUCUUUUAGUGUCUUUAACUUUAUAAUUGUUAUACUAUAUUGUUAUAUUAUAAUCAUAAACAUUAAAAAUCAAAAAUAAUAGAUGUAUUAUAUCUCUAUAAGUAGAUAAUUUAUACUUUCACAAUUGGAGGUACAUACAAUAAGCGUCAGAAGUUGCUGAACGGGCAAGAUAUUUAAAUACUCUGUACACAAGUUUAUUGUUGAGAGAAUAAGAGCGUACACAUGGAGCCUAGAUAGAAUUUAUUAUGUAUCAACGACAGCUAUGCUCCUAAAUUUGCUUUUUUUCGAAUUUUUAGUUAUACCUACCUGCUACCCGCGCCUAAAUUACAAAUAUAUAGGGAAAGCCCUCUUUAUGCAGCAGCUAAAUGCUACAAUCAUAUUCCAGACUAUAUAAAGGCUGAAGAAAAGGAUACAAAAAAGGAUAAAAAAAAAUUAAAUGUUUCCUUGCGAGAAAAGUGUAUUACUCUGUUAAAGAUUUCUUCGCAGAUAGCUUUAUUAUGAAACAUAGUUCUAUUUAGUCUUAUCAUUGAAUACGAUGCUACCUUAUAUGCUUUAUUGCAUGACAUAUGUAAAUAGUUUAUAUUAGUAUAAGGAAAGGUUUGCCAUACCCUAAUAGGGUCCAUGAGAUACUUGUAUAAAUGCUGUAAAAACUCUUGAUUUUUACCAUGGUGCAAUAAAUGAUGAUUGAUUGAUUGAUUGAUGAAAAUAUUUUCCAAAAUAUCAAUAUCCAGAGAGGAAAAUGGGGACUACGUUAGUAUGGAGAGUCGGCCGUCCAAUUUCCUCUUAACCCAGUCUGUAGUGACCCUGCUUAAGAAGCAGGAGGUCCCGGGUUCGAAUCCUGGUAAGGACAUUUAUUUGUGUGUUUAUCACAAAUAUUUUAUUCUAAGUUAUGGAUGUUUUCUCACUUUCCAUAUUCCUAUUCGUAGCCUUUUCUUAAAUAACGGUAGGUGAUGUGUUGUAUCAAUAGUUAGCAUGAUUUGCACUGGCUGCCUGAUGUUGCAUAGCGCAGUGGCCUCGCCGAUGUUUUCUAUGUGUAUUUUAAGUAUUUAUGUGUACCUAUUAUGUAUUAUAUUUAUCGUCAUCUAGUACUUACCACACAAGUCUUAUUGAGCUUACUGUGGGACUCGGUCGACUUGUAAGAUUGUCCUUAUAAUAUUUAUUUAUUUUAUCCUUAUAGUAAAAUUUAGCUCGUGACACCACUAGGCUAUAUAUUACUAUAGUAACUAGCUAUUGUAUACUAAAAUUACACUGUUGUGGUAUGCAUGACAAGGAAAAUUAGGCAUG